CUACGUGAACGGGAGGCAGUGCCAGCGUUUCGAGGUGGGCACGAGGACAACGUACCCCCUGAGCCAUCGCCGAGUCUACGUCCUCACCAACGCCACGGCCUGGGUGGAGGGACGCUGGGGGGGUCACCUCCACCGGACCCCCAACCUCACGCUGAUCCUCAACGAGGCCGUGAAGCCCGACCCACCCGUCACUGGGCUGCCCUUCACCAAGACCGGUGGCCAACUGUGGCUACGGGUGCCAUGGCCAACGUGCCACCGUGGGCGCUGGCCACCACAGCGGGAGGCUCGCUUCCGGAGGACGGGUGAUGGCAACUGGACACAGGUGACGUGCGAAACGGUGACGGACCAGGAUGACUCAGUGAACUGCUCCCUGGAAAGGGAUGGCACCUUUGAGGUCCAGCUCCGGCACAAGCUCCCCCACUGGAGCAGCUACUGGAGUGACUGGAGCAGCUCCAUCUUCGUUCCUGAAGAAAUCCUGGAGAGCCCGGAGCUGAGCUACCAGCUGGGAGAACUGGGGAGAGACGGGCAGCGGGUGCUGAGGUUGGGCUGGCAGCGAGCCCCCGAGGGGCAGGGAAACGUCACCUACACCCUGCACACCCACAUGCUGGCGUGUCAUUGCGCCGGGCUGGCCGAGGAGGACACGGUGGAGCUGGGGAUGGAGGUGACAUCACACAACCUCACCCUCUCGGGGGCAGAGUACGAAAUCCUGCUGACAGCGGCCAACGCCGCCGGGACGGGGCCAGCACAGAAGGUCCAUGUGCCAGCAGAGCAGCACGCAGAUCUCAGCUUCGAGGACAUCAGCGUGGCCGGCGACACCCUGACGGCGCGGUGGGAAGCCCCGAGCCCUGGCUCCUUCUACUGCUUCGAGCAGCAGCCGUGGGGGCAGAGAGCCCCAAAACGGGGGCAGAGAGCCUCAAAACGGGGCGUUUGCACCCAACGGGACUUCCCUGCCAAGAGCAUCCACGUGGAGACAGGCGAGGGAGCGCUCCGAGCCCCCCAACUCAUCCUGCCCAAGCCCGUGGGCACCAAAGCCAUCCAGUUCUCCACCGGUGACACGAAUCAGGUGAGACACAAGGGGCAGGAGGGGCCGGAUCCUGCCCCCCAGCAGGUGCCCACGUGUUACCUCCUGGCCGUGCACGGCUGGUCCCUGGCACGGGGCUGGUCCACCUUCGCCCUGCAGCAUCGCUACGUCAGCAACGACUCGCUGGACGUCAACGUCAACGCCAGCGCCGGAGAUGCCACCAUCACCCUCCAGUGGAGCCCGUCCCCUCGUGCCACCUGCCCCGGGGCUCUGGCCAAAUAUCUCAUCUGCCACGCUGCCAAAGGGGACAAUGUGACCUAUGCCGAAGCCGAUGCCGCAGCCUCGAGUUUCACCCUCCAAAACCUCCGGCCGGGCACAACCUACAGCCUGGGCGUUUGGGAGGUGCCAACUGAGAGCAGGGGGACCUGCAACGCUUGGUGGCACUUCCAGACCAAGGCGCUGGGAACAGUGUGGAAAUCCAACUUGACCUUCCUGGGCAUCUUGCUUGCUCUCCCUGCCGUGGUCAUCAUCUACCAGCUGAGCAAAAAGAGGUGA
Calidris pugnax (ruff) is the source of this 1576-nucleotide messenger RNA. RefSeq names its product interleukin 12 receptor, beta 1 (gene IL12RB1). The annotation marks the transcript as partial. NCBI's taxonomy places the organism in Eukaryota, Metazoa, Chordata, Aves, Charadriiformes, Scolopacidae. Gene Ontology annotation, molecular function: protein binding. The record is from RefSeq and is a predicted model, not a curated record. The transcript is spliced from 10 exons.